UCAUCUGCUCUCUGACCAAAGUCGAGAAUCCCCCAAAUUCCCAAAACACAGAGAGAGAGAAAAUGGGGAGCGAGGCGACAAAAGUGAUGGUGGCGGUGAACGGUUCGACGAUAAAAGACUACCCUCACCCUUCGAUCAGCAGCAAAAGAGCUUUCGAGUGGACUCUGGAGAAGAUCGUCAGGUCCAACACUUGUGACUUCAAGAUUCUCUUGCUCCAUGUCCAAGUCGUCGACGAAGACGGUUUUGAUGAAGUUGACAGCAUUUAUGCUUCCCCUGAUGAUUUCCGAAACAUGAGAGAAACUAACAAGGCUAAAGGUCUUCACCUUCUCGAGUUUUUCGUUAAAAAAUGUCAUGAGAUUGGGGUUGCUUGCGAGGCCUGGAUUAAGAUUGGUGAUCCCAAGGAUGUAAUUUGCCAAGAAGUGAGCCGAGUCCGACCAGAUUUUCUGGUUGUCGGAAGCCGUGGUCUUGGCCGCUUUCAAAAGGUCUUUGUGGGGACUGUGAGCGCGUUCUGUGUGAAACAUGCCCAGUGUCCAGUUAUGACGAUCAAACGCAACGCCGAUGAAACUCCCAGUGAUCCAGCUGAUGACUAAGAAAACAACAACGUCCUUUCUUUGAUUUAUUGCAGAGAGUGCUUUUGUGUGUACAAAAAUACAAAAUUCAUACCCCUAUCCCUAUAUACAUGUGAUCUGUGUAUGUCUGUAUGUGUGCAGCCUGCUACUUUUUGGAAUUGGCUUUCAAACUGAAACAACUACUACUAUAUAUUUCAUUUCUAUA
Molecule: messenger RNA, 774 nt
Organism: Capsella rubella
Lineage: Eukaryota; Viridiplantae; Streptophyta; Magnoliopsida; Brassicales; Brassicaceae
Product: universal stress protein A-like protein
Exons: 4
Coding region: 63-590 (175 amino acids)
Molecular function (GO): AMP binding
Source: RefSeq, a predicted model, not a curated record